CAUAAUGUGUUGAAUGCUCAGGAGGCAAUAGGUGAACGUGGAUCUAUCAAGGAAUGAAUUAUUUGGAUUUUUAGUCGACGAUUAAAUAUUGUUGGCCAUGGACGCGUGCUUUACCGCAUUCGAUAAGGACAGCGAUGAUUUACUGUCUUUAACGGAAUUCACUCUGAUAUGCCGAGCAUUAUUUCGAAAUGACAAAGGUCAUAUUUACGUAGUUCCGGAUGAUCAACUAAAACAAAUAUUUUCGGUUUUUGAUAAAAACGCCGAUGGAUUCAUUGAUCGUAAUGAAUUUCAAUUUUGCUGGAACCAUUGGAUUAAAACGAUUGUGCGACCUGUGAAUGCAUUUCUUGUAAUCGAUGUGCAAAAUGAUUUCAUUAGCGGAUCUUUGAAUAUAAGCAAUUGCAGCGCUCAACACAACGGUCAUGAAAUUAUUGAUCCCAUAAAUAAUUUGCUGAACACCAUUGAUUUUGACGCAGUGUUUUAUUCAUUGGAUUGGCAUCCGAGUGAUCAUAUCUCUUUUGUUGAUAAUAUAAAAACUCGUCCAUUGCAUGAGAGCAGUCCACUCGAUGCUGAUUCAGCGCAAGUAUUUGAUACCGUCGUCUUCGAAGGUCCACCAACAAUAAAACAACGACUCUGGCCACGUCAUUGUGUACAAGAUUCAUGGGGAAGCGAAUUGCACAAGGAUCUUAAAAUUGUUGAAAAUUCCGUUAAAGUAUAUAAAGGCACAAAUCCGGAGAUUGAUUCGUAUUCGGUAUUCUGGGAUAAUGCAAAAAUGUCGGAAACAACACUCAAUGCCCAAUUAAAAAUGAAAGGAAUCACGGAUAUAUAUGUCUGCGGAUUGGCGUACGAUGUGUGCGUUGGUGCAACAGCAGUUGAUGCCAUUUCCAGUGGUUAUCGAACGAUUUUAUUGGACGAUUGUUGCCGUGGCGUUGAUUUGAAAGACAUUGAAUGCGUUAAAGAGAAGGUGGUUUCAACGAACGGAGUCAUUGUGACUUCCAAAGAUGUCAAGGCAAUGGUCGAAGGUAGAGAUCGGCGUCCAGAGCUUGGUUACAAACUGGCAAUGGAAUUAAGCAAUAUAAAUUCGGAUCUUUCACAGAGAACAAACACUCGGCGACAGCAACCAUAGUUAUAAUGCGAAUUGAAAAAUAAUAAUUGUGGCUUUUGCUAUGUAAUGUAUUUAGUCAUUGAAUAACAAAUUAGAAUUGCUGCAGUAUAUCAUAUCAUGAUAUUAUAUAGCUGUAGUUUGUAUAGUACCUAUAGUGAUUGCUAAUUGCAUUUAUUCAUAGUAUUUCCAAUGCAUUUUAAAUUUAAAUUAUCGAUUUUAAAUUAAGCUAAUUUCUAGUUGAAAAUAAAAGCUUAAUGCAUCUAUGGUUUCUAAUCCCUACGUAGCCCGAUCAUGCACGAUUUAUUUUUGUACGGCAGACGAUGUCCACGAUCUCGUACUUCUAUUUGCUUGGACAUUGAUCUAUGGACGAUUUUGAAAAGAUCGUACAUAAUUGGUUGCUUGGGUUAACGGAACUUUAAAGGCAUUAUUUUCCUUGCGUAGAAUUGUGAUCGUAGACAUAUUGUUCCUUUGGAAACUUAAAAUUUUCCACCAUGGACCAAAAUUAUACGUUUGUCUAGUAAGUUGAUUUAACCUUGAAUUUCUACUGUUUCUAUGAUUCAUGGUGAAAAAAAAAUACACAUAAAAAAUCGAAUACAAUUAGAAAAAUCGUCCAGAGAUUCACUAUUGGAUGCGAUUACAGUGAUGCGCAUUUGAAAUAACACCUUUAAUUCAAGCAAUAAUUUUCUAAUAAUUAUGCGUGAUGAGAUUUAUUAAAGGACUC
This is a messenger RNA of Contarinia nasturtii (swede midge), 1823 nucleotides long. Its product is annotated as nicotinamidase-like. Bases 98 to 1123 code for a protein of 341 amino acids. Gene Ontology annotation, molecular function: calcium ion binding. The transcript has 5 exons. The record is from RefSeq and is a predicted model, not a curated record. NCBI's taxonomy places the organism in Eukaryota, Metazoa, Arthropoda, Insecta, Diptera, Cecidomyiidae.